Molecule: messenger RNA, 927 nt
Organism: Lodderomyces elongisporus
Lineage: Eukaryota; Fungi; Ascomycota; Pichiomycetes; Serinales; Debaryomycetaceae
Gene: PHA2
Product: prephenate dehydratase
Exons: 2
Coding region: 1-927 (308 amino acids)
Biological process (GO): L-phenylalanine biosynthetic process
Cellular component (GO): cytoplasm
Molecular function (GO): chorismate mutase activity; prephenate dehydratase activity
Source: RefSeq, a predicted model, not a curated record
AUGAAAAUUGCAUUUUUGGGCCCUGAAGGCACCUAUACACAUCAAGCUGUCAUACAACAAUUUGGUACCUUUCAAUUAGAAAUUUCUCCCAAAAAGUCAAUCGACGCAUGCUUUGAAGCCAUUAAUGCACGCGAAGUAGAUUUUGCCAUAGUACCAUUUGAAAAUUCCACCAAUGGACAAGUUGUAUUCACGUACGACCUUUUACGUGAUUGGUUUUUUGACAAUGACAAAGACUGCCAUUUUCGGAUUGUGGGGGAACAAUUUGUUUCUAUUCAUCAUAACUUACUCAGUAAUGUUCCAGUAGAUAAGAUCAAAACCAUUUAUUCACACCCACAAGUGUGGACACAGGUCAAAUCAUUCCUCAAAAAACUUGGCCCCGAUGUAAUCAAGGUUGAUGUGGGUUCAACUUCACAGGCUGCUGAAUUGGUGAGCCAAAGCAAAGAACAAAACGUAGCAGCCAUAUCAUCACUGAUGAGCGCAAAGCUAUACAAUUUGCCCAUCGAAGAAUUUGGAAUUGAAGACAAGUCCGAUAACACCACGAGGUUCCUAAUUCUAGGCUAUUCGAAACCACCAGAGCAAAUUUUGGAGAAGGGAGCCGAGAAGCAAGAAAAUACUGAAUCAGAGAAGAAGGGUAGUACAAGUUACGGAAGAAUCACAUCGUUGAUGUUCACAUUACCUGGUGAUAACCCCGGUGCCUUGUGCGAUGUGUUAGUAAAGUUUAAAGAGCACGGUAUUAACCUUGUCUCAAUAAACUCACGACCGGCCAAUAUGCAAGCUUGGCAAUACGUUUUCUUUGUAGAAUCUUCAGAGAUUGAAGAUCCACUUAUUCUAAAAGAUAUCGAAAAUUCAUGCUUGACAUUGGUGAAUUUGGGAACAUUUAAUCGAAACUGGCGAUACGCCACGAAACUAGAAGAUACUCGGAAAUGA